CACAGACCAGGUGAAAGGUGUGUUGACGCUGCAGGGAGAUGCCCUGUGUCAAGCUGAUGUUAAUCUGAAAAUGCCCAGAAAUAAUCAGCUCCUGCACUUUGCAUUUCGGGAAGACAAGCAGUGGAAAUUGCAGCAGAUCCAGGAUGCUAGAAACCAUGUUAACCAAGCCAUUUACCUGCUUAUGAACAGAGAUGUAAACUACCAGUUCAAAACAGGCUCAGAGGUUCUCAAGCUUAUGGAUGCUGUGAUGUUACAGCUCUCAAGAGCCCGAAAUCGGCUUACCACUCCAGCCACUCUGACUCUACCAGAGAUUGCCUCCAGUGGUCUCACAAAAAUGUUCACCCCUGCUCUGCCUCCAGACAUCCUUGUGAAUUUCUAUAUUAACCUGAAUAAGCUGUGCCUGACUGUCUACCAACUCCAUGUGCUGCAGCCCAGCACGACAAAGAACUUCAAGCCUGCUGGAGGGUCCAUUUUACACAACCCUGGGGCCAUGUUUGAGUUUGGCAACCAGCGGUAUGAAGUCAGCCAUGUCCAUAAAGUGGAAUGUGUUGUCCCAUGGUUAAAUGAUGCCCUUGUCUUCUUCACAGUUUCACUGCAGCUUUGCCAGCAACUGAAGGACAAGAUCUCUGUUUUCUCCAGUUACUGGAACUACAGGCCAUAUUAAUUCUCUGUGGAGUGUCCAAGCCCUUACAGUACUUCCAGUGUCUCUCUGUUUUCAGCAUGCCAGCAGAGUCCAGGUCAGCCUGAGGAGUGCUGUGGUUCACUACCAUGUGGCCCUCCACAGGGUAGGGUCAGUGUAUCCAGAGAGACAACUUUAGUAGCCUUGUCUGGGACUGCUGCGUAAGCAGGGCUCUAAGCAAUGCUGUGUGGUUGGCAGGAGCUUCCACCUGUCUUUGUUUUCAUGUGCGUUGUGUGGCU
This is a messenger RNA of Fulmarus glacialis (Northern fulmar), 918 nucleotides long. RefSeq names its product rogdi homolog (Drosophila) (gene ROGDI). NCBI's taxonomy places the organism in Eukaryota, Metazoa, Chordata, Aves, Procellariiformes, Procellariidae. Gene Ontology annotation, cellular component: RAVE complex. The annotation marks the transcript as partial. The record is from RefSeq and is a predicted model, not a curated record. The transcript is spliced from 8 exons.